AUGAUUAGUAGUCUUGAAAAUGGGCCUACUGAGGAGGAUCUUGAGUUAUUACUGGGGGGAUGUAAUAAGGAAGAACAAUUAUUAUUUGUUGAUUUGAGGGAAGAACCAGAUGAUUUUGAAGAAACUAAUUACCAGGAAAAUUUCAAUAAUUUGAAUUCAGGUGACUAUAUAGAAAGGAAUGAUAAUAAAAAAAAUCAAUAUGAAGCUGGUAAAUUGAGAAAACAUAGAGCUAAGCCAAAAAAAACAAGGCCAAAGAGGAAGAGAAAUCAAUUUAAAGAUAAUUCUGAUAGAAUUUCAAUAGAUUCUGAUGAAUUUGUUGUACCAGAUGAUGAAAUAAUUCCACCUGACUGGGAAUAUAAUUAUGAAAAACCAAUUGUGUGUCAAAAUGUUACAUUUUACAACAAAGUUGACAAUAUCUUAACUAGUAAAUUUGAAAAUGUUGGUAAUUUUAACAAUAAUGGAAAGGAAUGUAACUGUAGUGAAGACUUGGAUGAAGAUUUGGACGAAGAUUUGAUUAAUAAUCUGGUAAUUAAUAGAAGUGGAUUAAAAACCAAAAAAUAUCAGAUUAAAAUGAGUGGAAUUGACAUUGAUAAAGAUUAUAUUGAUGAUAAAGAUAACACUGCCUUAAUUGUUGAGAGCCACAUGGUGAAGGAUAAUCUUGAUGAUGAAGAGCAGGUAAUUUAUGUAGAUAAAAAAUUGGAUUCUUUUUUAAAGCAGACUGAUCAAAGUAAAGUUAUAAACAAAAUUAAGAGUGAUGAUUCUGAAUUAAUUAUUGAUAAAAGCGACGAUUUAAUUAUGAAUACAGAAACUUUAAAUUUUGGAAUCUUGAAUAUUUACUUCAAAAUAAUGAGUAUUUUUGAGGGAUUUGAAAAGUAUAAUAAAUCCCAAGAUUACAUAGAAAACUCUUUAAACCUUGAAGAAAAUGAUAUUUCCACUUUAUUAAUAAUAUUCAAGUCUAUUGAUAUUGAGUUCAGCAACUUCAGCAAUAAUAAAAAUAGUUGUAAUAGUAACAAUAAUAGCAGUAGCAGUAGUGGUAACUUUGAUUUAAUUCAAAUCUACCUGGAUUUAUUUUACAAGAAUAUUUUAAAUUUGUUUAGUAAAGUUCAAAAUUUUAAUUCAGCUUUUUUAAAGGAGUUACAUUUUGAAAUGAUUGGUUUUCUUGAAUCAAAAUAUGAGGAAGUAAUUAAUUUAGACUCAUCCAAACUCGAUAAUAAAGCGAUAUUUUUGUUUUUAAGGGUUAUUGGACUUACUUUGUUUUUUGAGCAUUUACUAAUACGAAGUAUAAAGAUUGAAAAAUCUUCAGAAUCUAAGGUCCAAAACAUGAAUGAAAUAGUUCCAGUUUUUUUUGGUAAUGAGAAUAUUUUGAAUAAAAAUAAUGUAUCCAAGAUUCUCAGACAAAUUUUGAAAAAAAUGUUGGAUCAUUUAUUAGAUUUGGCUUUAAAAGAUAAUUUGAAAGACAAAAUGAAUGAUUUUCAAUGCAUUUUGAUUUUAACUUUGUUUUUUAAUUUUAAACUGAGUGGUGACUUAAUUUUUACAAUUAUUUCAGAAAAAUACCAUAAAGAAUCCAAUUUAAAUUCUGAAAUCUUUCUCUUUUAUUAUUAUGCAAUGAUUGUCUAUAGUAAUAUAACCGAUUUAAAAUUUGAUAUUUCCAAAUUAUUUGCAAAAUUUAUUUUCGAGUUUAAAAAUAAAUCUUCCAGUAAAAAAGAUUGCUUAAGCCACUAUUACUUAUUAAAUGAGUAUUUAAAAACAGUUAGUGUCUAUCAAAUUAACAAUAUUAAUUGUGGAAAUAAGUUUGAAUCAUUAUUAUACUGGCUGAGUGAUUCAAAUUUUCUUUAUAAUGUUAAUAAAAAAAAUGAAAUGAACAUUUUUUUGUCAAUAAUAAAUGAUAAAGAAUCCAAUUUAGAAAUCUUCUACUCCAAUAUUCAUUUAAGUUACUCAAAAUUAAAGGAAAUUUACCAUAAAAUAAGCUGUUUAGAAGGAAAAUUUAAAAGGAUAUUAUUCUUGGAUUUUGGUCAAAAUGAUGAUAGUACCUUUACAGAAAUAACUGGUGGUAUUAUAUUGCAAGAUGAUAUUAAAAAAAUUGAUAUAUUCGAAUUAACAGAAGAAAUUUAUUUUUAUUUAUUCAAUUUAUUAAUAAAUUUUAUGAAAAAUUCCAAAGAAUUGAAUUUACUUUUAAAGUUUAUCCAUAUCCACUUUGAUUUUGAAAAGGCUUCAAAUAUUUGCAAAAAUGAUAUUACAAUGCAUUAUUUGGUAUACAAUUCCUUAUUUACGGCUUUAUUAGCGAAUUCUAAAAAAUUUGAAUUUGAAAUUCCAAUUUUAGAUUUGUAUGAAAUUUAUUUGGAUGAAAAUGAUAAGAUAAAUAACUAUCUUUUAACUGAAAUGGUGUUAAAUUGCAACAAUACUGAAGAUAAUCAUUUUAUUAAGAAAAUUCAAUUGAAUAAGAAUUAUAAAUUGCUUAUUCAAACUCUAUUAGGUUCUUCUAAGUUUGGACCUCAUUUUGAAAUAAAUUUCCAUAUUGAUAUAAUUUAUAAUAUUAUUACUUUAAUUGAAUCUUUGGAUGAAAAAAAUUCAAAAUUUGAUUAUCUAAGAGAUAUCAAUAAGCUAAAGUUGAAUGAUUUACUUGGUUUUAAUUCAAAUAAAAUUAUCCCAAAAAAUAAUUUCAAUAAAUAUUCAUUAAAUUCGAAUGAAUUAUUUUUACAUUCAUUAUUAAUUAGUAAAUUUAAUUCAAAUGCAUUAUUUACACACACAAUUAACACCGGUACUAAAUUAUCACUUACACUUAAAAAAAAUAAUACAUGUAAAAUUCAUGUGGAUAAUAAUAAUAAUAGUAACAAUAAAUUACAUAAUAUUGAAAAUGAGUUAAUUAAGGUAAUGAUAUAUUUUAAGAUAAUAAUAGAAGAGAUAUUGGAUAUUUAUUUUGAUUCAAUAUAUAAAAUAUCAGAUGAUAAAUUAAAUCAAAAAAAUAUUGAUUUUAUUGACGAAAUUUUUAAUUUAAUAAACAAUUUAUCAAUUUUUUUAGUUUGGAAUUUGUUUGAGUUAAACGAUUCAACAGUUUGUAAUUUUUUAAGAUAUUUCUUCGGCUUGAUCUCAGAUAAAUUAUUAUAUUAUACUAAAUAUUUUAAAAACAACAAAAAUAAUGGUGGACAAAUUUGUGAAUUGUUUAUUUUCCAUACUUUCAGAAAUUUGGGAGAAUUUAUUUUAAAAUUUUUCGAUAAGUUUAAUCAAAAUAUUACAUUAAAAUGCGAAAUCUAUUCAUUUAUGAUUGUUUUGUAUUUAUUAAUGUUUAAUAUUAAGCAUUUUAGCUUGAAAUAUCAUUACAUAGAAUAUUUCAAAUUGGAAAAGAAGGUAUUUGAAAAAAUUCAAAUAUUAAAUAAUAAUGACAUAUUUGAUAUUUCUAAAAUUAAGAGUAAAAAAAAAAUUGUUGGAAAAUUGAAGAAUAAUAAUUUGAUUAAUUAUUAUAUUAAAAAGAGAGUUUGUAAUAAUUUGAGCUCAAUUUAUAAAUUGGUUGGAGUAAUUAGUAAUUUGUGGAAAUCAAAAAUUAAGACCAUAUUAGAUUACAUUGAAUUUUACGAUUCAUCUGAUAAUGAAUCUUUAAAUUCUGAAUCUAAAACAUUUAAUAUUAACGGGUUGAUAUUAGAAUUAUAUUUUUACUAUUAUAUUUCUUAUUUAGAUAAUGAAGUUUUGCAAAUAAUUAAUAAGAAGGCCAUCACCAAUUCUAUUAAUUUAUAUUCCAGUAAUAAUAUAUUUGGGUUAUUAAUCAAUUUUAUCUUAAAAGGAAUAAGUGAAAAUCAUAUUAAUAAAAAUACUACAACUAUGGAACUUAUUUUGAAUUGGAAUCACAUUAAUAAUUCGGUUAAGGGAUAUAUAAACCAAUUAAAAAAUGAUUUAUUGAUAAAUAUUUGGAUUAAUUAUGAUUUUAUACAAAUGAUUAUGAUACCUAGUAGUUUCUCAUGCAGAUUCAUUUAUAUGAGAAUAAAUUUCUGGGUUAAUAUUCUAAGUAUUCCGCUUUCAAAAAUGUUAAUUAAUUGCAAUGAGGAUUUUAAUAAUGUAAGAAUUACUCUCGAAUAUCCAUUAAAAUAUUUUAAAAAGCUAAUAAUAUUGAAAGAUAUAGACGUUAUUGAAGAAAAUCUGGUAAAUUUUUCAAUAAACUUUAUUAUUGAUUCUGUAAGAUUAAUUCAUUUGUCUUACUUCAAAAUCGUUUUAAAAAUGUUGAUUUCCAAAAUUCAAAAUACUGAAAAGUAUCAUUUAGAGCAUGAAGAGUUGACUAAAUUGAUCUUAAAUUUACUAAAUUAUAUGACAGUAAUAUCUCAAAAAAUAAAAAUUGAAUUUGAUUCAAAUCAAAUAAAUUCUAAAUUUGAAAUAGACGAUAACAUAAAAUCUGAUAUUCUUGAUAUCAUUUCUCUUAUAAUAUCUUACCUAAAUCAGGUAUCCAAAGUGGUACAUGAUAUUUUAAUCAAUAAAAAGGAGCUCAUUCAUAAUUAUUAUAGCAAUUCCUUUGAUGGCAAGACAUUUUAUCAAAUUAAUUAUGAAUCAUUAAAGAAAAAAACUGAAUGGAUUAACUAUUUUAUUUAUUCUAGCAAUUUAAAUUAUUCUAAUAAUUCCGAAAGUCAAGAAAAAUAUAAUAUACUUGAAUAUAUUCUAAAAAAUAGUGAUAGAUAUUCUUUAUCUGUUGAGUUUCAAAAACUUCCAAAAAUUUUUCAAUAUAUUAAAAAGAAAACUUCCAAAAGGAUUACUUACAAAUUUUAA
Cryptosporidium ubiquitum is the source of this 4746-nucleotide messenger RNA. RefSeq lists its product as uncharacterized. NCBI's taxonomy places the organism in Eukaryota, Apicomplexa, Conoidasida, Eucoccidiorida, Cryptosporidiidae. The transcript has a single exon. The coding region runs from base 1 to 4746 and encodes 1581 amino acids. The record is from RefSeq and is a predicted model, not a curated record.